This is a messenger RNA of Lolium perenne, 1030 nucleotides long. RefSeq lists its product as uncharacterized. NCBI's taxonomy places the organism in Eukaryota, Viridiplantae, Streptophyta, Magnoliopsida, Poales, Poaceae. Gene Ontology annotation, molecular function: enzyme inhibitor activity. The record is from RefSeq and is a predicted model, not a curated record.
CACUCCAGUCCCGUACUCUUCACCACCACCACUACUUCACCGGUUUCUUCUCAGACACAAAGAAGAAAGAUCUUUUAUAGCCUCUUGGGUCCUCGUCGACCUCUCUUGUUUAGCCCACGUACGUAACCUCCUCUCCUUCCAUGACCAAACCGAUGUUCCGACUCCUUGUCGCGCUGAUCCUUGCCGCCGUCUUGGCGGCGUCCACCGAUGCCCGUGCUAUCCACCCUCUCUUCCUCCCCUUCGGCGAAGGUGGCCGUCGCCUCAUCGGCAUCGACAGUUGCGACGAAUGCAUAGCCUUAUGUCAACAGGUGCACUACAGGACGCUGUGCAGAAGGCUAGCGACGCUGCCGGCGGUGACAACUCCGAAGCAGCUGCUGGACGUGGCCCUGCGGGUGUCGGCGGCGAAGGCGGCCAUGGCGGCGAUGCGGCUGGACGGGGCGAUCAGGUCAGGCGGUCGGGCCACGGGUAGGGCGAUGAUGUCGUCGCUGCAGACGUGCAGGGAGAGCUACGCAUCGCUGGUGGACUCGCUCAAAACCUCCCGGACCACGCUCAAGAACGGAGGCAGCCAUGACGAUCUCAUGUCGCUGCUUUCCGCCGCCGGCACCUACUCCACGGACUGCAAGGACGUCUUCGACGAACGGCCGGAGCUCAAGUCGCCGAUAUCCGGCGCGCAGCGCCACAUCACCCGCCUCGUCAGCAACUGCAUCGAACUGGCUGCCACCAUCAAGCAGCCCUGAGUGGUGGAUGCUGCAGGCUAGCGGUGUGUGCAUGAGUUCCGGUCUAUGCACCUGAGAUUGGACACUCUAAUUCAGAUUUUGGCAUGUAGUAUUAUUUCCCACAAUUACGUGUAUUUUAGUGUAAAUGGCUCUGUAUGUAGAUUUGUCAUCUGGGCACUACGUUCCAUAGGUAACUUGUGGAUAGAGAUAAAUUGUCUUUAGCUGACGCCGGGACAGACUAACAGCCUGAAAGGUGUAUUCAGAAUAAGUUAGUAAGUUACUCCUUCAAUUGUUUGAACAGAACUUCUUUUUCA